UCGGCACCCAAUACGGCAAUAUAUACAACGGCCAGUUUGCUAGAAAGGGUGAUAUGCCUUGGGUUGCCUAUAUCGAGGUAAAGAAAGACUAUGGUCUAUUAUUGCCAACAGACACCUGUCCCACCUGCGUAUCGGUCAAAAUAAUAGUUUACCCAGCUGUGUUCAGCAUAUCCAACAAGGGCAAAGGUGUACAGGCUGCUAGAUACUUAUACCCACCGCAAUACUUGAUCGACCCUAAUGCUUAUGAUAUAGCCAUGGUCAAAUUAAAAACCCCGCUCGACCUAAGACCCACCAUAGGGUCAACGCACCGACAGAUCAACAGCAUAUGCCUACCGCACAGCGAUGUCUAUCAUGUUUGGCUUGAAUAUGCUAUUAUAGCCGGUUUUGGUAUGACUAGCGAUAAUCACCUUGGUAAUCGGCUAAAAUUUGGUUGGACGGUCAUUCAAGAUCCCACGUACGAUGCAAAUGAUCGUAACGGUUCUUAUAUUACAUCAACUACCGGUUCAAUUGGGUGUGGGAUG
Messenger RNA from Medioppia subpectinata, 521 nucleotides. NCBI's taxonomy places the organism in Eukaryota, Metazoa, Arthropoda, Arachnida, Sarcoptiformes, Oppiidae. The record is from the annotation of a GenBank genome assembly.